This is a messenger RNA of Electrophorus electricus (electric eel), 2256 nucleotides long. It is a transcript of the gene ccnd3, whose product is annotated as cyclin D3. Lineage: Eukaryota; Metazoa; Chordata; Actinopteri; Gymnotiformes; Gymnotidae. The record is from RefSeq and is a predicted model, not a curated record.
AAAACAACUUUGAACUUUAGGCUCAAAAUCCUUUGCUUUAACAUCCACAUUUACAAAUGGAGAUAGUGAUAAUAUGCACAUUGCAGAAAUACUUUAUUUGGCUGGAAAACAAUAUGGUGCCUUUUGUAUGCUUCCAACUACAGGGAAGUUUUUAAAACUAGAAGCAUAAAUACAUUAAUAACUAAAAUAAACUACAACUAAAAAAAAUACCCUUUAAAUGUUGAUCUGGGGUCAGCUCACUUAAUAAUCCAUGGCUCAAAUAUAUUUGUGUAAUGAAGGUGUACAAUAUAAACCUGGUUAUAUCUCUGGUUAACAGAAGCUGUCGGCCUAGAUGGAUCCUACAGACAACGAGCUUUAUCGUUGUUCUACCUGACCUGUCGGUUUGCCAGACGUGAGAUUUAUUUCAGAUAUUGACCUGCUGGACUUUCUAGAGUUUAUGUUUCAAACUUUUACAUCCACUUUAGUCUGAUUGUCGGGGGGGUUAAGUAAUUGGUAGGACGGAUAUUCGGUCGGUCUGCGUGAACCUGUUGGACACCAUUUCAAAUCUGUCCGCUUAAUUAAAUCUUAAGUCAAAACGUAAUGUUGUUUUAGUUUAAUAUAAAGUUACUCUUGCGAUAGUCACUAGGCAGAAAAAAACCUCAAUUUAAACCCUCGAAGUUUAGUUGUUGACGUUGAGUUGAACACGACGAGCUCGAGAAAUCUCCACUAAGCGCAUGCUGAUCAGUUUUUGCUUGCUAACGCUAGCUGGGUUAUCUUAGGAAAACUAGCUAGUCUUCUGACGCGUUCACAAGAUCACACAUCCCAAGACCUGGCUGUGUUUUCCACGUAAAAUCACAAAUGGAGUUAAUUUGCCAUGAACACGAGGAGUUCCUGUCAACUUCAGGAUUUUCCCCAACCCCCCGCCCCAUUAGGGCUUCGCUCGACCCGGUGUUGACCCGGGAUGUCCGCGUAUGGCGAAACCUCGUCCAUUUACAGAAAGCGAACGUUUCGGGAUCUUAUUUCAGCAAUGUUCAGACGGAUGUACAACCAUAUAUGCGAAGAAUUUUAGCUAUUUGGAUGCUUCAGCAGGUGUGUGAGGAGCAGAGGUGUGAGGAGGAAGUGUUUCCGUUGGCCAUUCACUAUUUGGACAGGUAUAUGGCCCGCUGUCCUGUCCACAGAACAAACCUGCAGCUGCUGGGAACCACCUGCAUGUUUCUGGCCUCCAAACUCAGAGAAACGGUUCCUCUGACUGCUGCCAAGCUCUGCAUCUACACUGACAAUGCUGUUUCUGUCUCCCAACUGCUGGAGUGGGAGAUGAUGGUGGUGUCCAGGCUGGACUGGGACCUGGCCUCGGUGCUUCCAUCUGAUUUUGUUGAGCCGUUACUGCAGAGUCUUCCUGUCCUUCCUCAGAGCCUUGCGGCCCUGCGCAGACACACUCACGCCUACGUUGCCCUGACUGCCACAGAGUUCACCUUUUCAGUGCAUCUGCCAUCCACUUUGGCCUGCUGUUGUGUGGCAGCUGCCGUGGUCCACCUGCAGCUGCUGAAGGGAGCUCUCUCCUGUGACUCACUCUUGCAGCUCAUGGCUAACAGCUUUAGUAUCGACCUGGUGUGUUUGAGUAACUGUUAUGCUGCAUUGGAGGCCACUCUCAAGCUCAGUCUAUCCUCCCUCUCCACCACCGAGGUUGCCUGCAGAUCUGAGUCACCCUUCACUGAGCUCAACACACCUGUCAAUGUCCAGGAGGUCAAGCUGUCUCCCCUCCAGGCUAUUGGUCAGACCCAGUCAGUUUAGAGUGUGGGUUCAGUUAGGAGUCUAAAUACUUUAUUGACUUCUGUUAUCCUCCAUUAGGAAUGCCCGUAAAGCAUACGUGACUAAUUAAUUAAAUUAUUGCUUUUGUUAAUUAUUUCCUGUAAUUUUUUUUUUUUGUUGUUUAAAAAGUUGAAGAGGAUGUGAUCCAGUUUCUCAUUGUCCUUAUAUUGCUGCCUCUGUGUUAAGUGUGUGGAGGAUAAUUUCCUAUACUGAUGUUUUAAAGUGAAGCAAGUAUUUGAAUGAUAUUUUUAACCUCUGCAGGAGUGGCAUAAAUCAAAUGCUGCAUCUAUUACAUGUUGCUUUCCAAAUGCCACGAGUUGCACAGUUACAGAGCAAACAAAACAGUUUAGAAAUGUUCUUGCUCAUAUCUUGAACCUUGCCAAAACAUACUUUGAUCCAUCUUUGGCUUUCCGCUUUUGUUAUAAUAAACAAUUGGGUCAUAGAUUAGAUAAAGUUCAAUGAUCUUUA